Microsporum canis CBS 113480 is the source of this 750-nucleotide messenger RNA. RefSeq lists its product as hypothetical. Lineage: Eukaryota; Fungi; Ascomycota; Eurotiomycetes; Onygenales; Arthrodermataceae. The record is from RefSeq and is a predicted model, not a curated record. Gene Ontology annotation, biological process: regulation of transcription by RNA polymerase II. The coding region runs from base 1 to 750 and encodes 249 amino acids. Gene Ontology annotation, cellular component: nucleus. The transcript is spliced from 2 exons.
AUGUCUCAAAGGGCCUCGCCCGUAUCUGCCACCGCUACGUCACCAAGGCCGAGAUUGGCCGUCAAGCGAGCUCACGACCCCCCCAGGAAUCAGGACGGAAACAUUUUCUGCGACCACCCGGACUGUCGUGGUGAUCCUCCGGUCUUUCGCCGCCCUUGUGAAUGGAAUAAGCACAUGGACAAACAUGAUCGGCCAUACAAGUGCAAUGACCCUGACUGUGCAAAGUUGCCGGGCUUUACGUACUCUGGUGGCCUGCUCCGGCACCAGCGUGAAGUGCACCGGAUGCACACGCAGGGGAAGAAGUUAAUGUGUCCUUACUCUGACUGCAACCGAAGUUCCGGUAAGGGUUUCACGAGACAAGAAAACCUGAAAGAGCAUAUCCGCCGUCUUCACAGGUCUGAAGACCUUCCUCUUGCACUCAACAACACCACCUUACCGCCUCUCUCCCGAACUUCUUCUAGCACUAUUAUUAUUGCGGGGAUAUCAGCCCCAGUCACUAUUCCGUCUGUGGUUAAUGACCCUCGGGUCUUGCCCCCUAUCUCACUACCUGUGCACCAUCCACCGAAACGGAAGAGGACCUCCGCCACGUCUUCAGUAUAUGUAUCUGAAGAAGAGGAGCGCCUCGAAGUGCGUGCAUUACGCGACGAGUGUCUCAUCUACGCGCGAGCUAGAAUACAAAGGCUGCCAAUAGAUGAAUUAAAAAGAGAAUGGGCGAACUACGACGACUACUUCGUGAUCCAUGAUUCCUAA